AUGUCGAGAUUUAGGAAAUACGGCGCAUUCAGCACAUCACUGCUGAUAGUAAUUGCUACGAUGAUAGGGUCGUAUUUGGCAGACGGGACACCGACGGGAGGAGGGUGCACAAGGGGUGGUCCUAAAGCAUCCGGCUCCGGUCCUAGUUGCCUUAAGUCUUCUCCCACGAAUGGUAAAUACACAAAGGCAGAUACAAAACGCUAUUUGAAUGAUAUGAAAAAUAUGGCCAUUUCAUUUGGACAUAUUUACGGAUACGAACAAAGGGCUUCGGACGAUUUAAUUCUGCUUGACUAUGUUGGUGUGCCCUAUCCUAUAAAGGAUUAUACUAAACACAAUAGUGCUCUAGAUGAAGAAAUUAGUAAAGCUAAAUCGGUAGAUACGUAUAUGUACAGGAUUAUGCAAAAUACUCAGUGGGCGUGCUUGUCUGAGUAUAAUACGCCGCCAACUAAGAAAUUCGAUCCGAAAAAGUCUGCUACUACGAAAGAUAUCUCAAGAGCCAAUAAUGCAGUUAAGGAACUCAUUGAUGAGCUUUCGCGCAACGUCAUUACAGAACGGCAUGUGGUCCUGAAGAUUCAAAUGUAUAUGACAAUGGGUUAUGAGCACUUACAUUCAACGAACACAAAAAAACUCUUAAGUGCGUUAACCAACAUGUACGACUACGGCAUGUCUCAUAAGGGCCGUUGUACGGAAAAGCAAGUACGAGAAAAGCUGGAUGAAGAUCUAUCAACCAUUGAGGAAUCCUUAUCAUGGAGUAAUAUCCAACUAAAUGCAUUGUCCGAUUUGGCAAGCAGUCUCUGUAAACAUCACAGGUCAGGAAAUUAUGGAGUGUUUUGCGACCCUAGCUUUAAUCACUUCGAGGAAUUUCGAUCUGGAAUUUUGAGUUGGUACAGGAUGUACAGCUCUAUUAACUCACGCAAGAUGCUGUUAGAAAAUGCAUUAAAUGUUGUAAAGCCGCUGCUGAAUUGGUUGAGUGUUGCAAGUAUGCAUUCAAAAACGUCUAAGCUAUAUUUAAAAUUCGGUGAAAUGUUCAGCGCUGUAAUACCGCAGUUUAUAUGGAGCGGUAAAGAGAAACGGAGAUUUGAGUCACAGAUGCGCGAAUUGAAUUACGCAUUUGCUCACUUGACCACAAAAUGUGAUGAAAGUUAUCACGCGCUAAGUGUCGAUACUAUAUUAAAGCUGCAGAGGGAGUAUUUUGUCGCCAUUACGUUCAACGACGAACCUAGCCUUCAUUUACUGAUGAUACAUUACUACGCUGCACUGAAGUCGUUCGAAGAAUACUCGCGUAGCAUUACCAUUUUAAAACACACAUAUGGCAGGCAAAUACGAAAGUUCCCCCGCGUACCCGACGCCAAAGAAGAAUUGCGAGGCCUGAAGGCGGAUAUUGUGUACGAGCGCAUAAUGACAUUGGAUUGCAACCUUUCCGCAAAAAUGCGUGAAAUAAUAGAUAUAAAACAAGAUUCGACGGAUCGUAAAGCUACAUCAAUCGACGGUAAGCAGGCAUACAGUUGCAAUCAAGAGAGAUUGGAAACCAGGUUGAACGGCUUGCGUUCAUCAUACAUUGCAAUGACAACUAUGAUGAUCGAUUAUCUCGAGUUACUAUGGCCCGUUGCAUCGGAGGCCGCUGAUGCGGAUUAUUCGACCGUAGUUCAAAGCAUAUUGUACGAUGUUACGUAUUCGGCUUUCCGCGCCUUACAAUUGGCGGAAGAAAACAGUACGACAUUCUCCGAUAUGGAGAGAAUAGUGUCGUCGGCUUUCGAUAGUGUGGGAGUCAUACCUAUGGUGUCAUCCACCACUAGCGACAGUGCCUGUUACCGUGAGCUGGAUAGUAAACACGGUAACAUCCUAAGUCGUAGAGCCGACCUUCAAGAGAUUCUUAGUAGUUUGUAUAUCGAAACAGAUGACGAAAAGACACUAGGAUCAUUGUUCCAAACUUUGAGAAAUGCUAUCGGCGCUGACGAUCACUGGAAAACAAACAACGCCUUCAAGCUAUUCUUGGAUAAUAGAGAACUGGUACAACGAGUGUUGCAAUUGGAUAUCGCAAUGCCGCGUAUACAACAACUCAUUGAAGAGUUUGUAGAUGUUGUCAACGCCUCCAUGCCGAGGCUCUUCGAGAUUGCAGCAGGUGUUGACAGCUGCAAAACGACUUAUGAGUUGGAGCCUACCAGGACUGCCGACAAUCACUCAACUUCUUCCAACUCCGAAGAUAUUGUUGAACACCUUUUGACUACCUCACCGAAUCAUCAUACCGUACAAACUACUAAGCAAUUAACUGAGCACUUCGUGGAAGUUCACGUCGAGACCACGGACCCCUGCCUACAAGGCUGCGGUGUUAAGUCCUCAUCGUAUGAGUUGUUCAAGCCUGACAAACCCAAAAUCUACGAUGAUAACGGAGAAGACAGCGGCCGCAAAAUUGAUAUUCAGGCUGCCAAUGAAGCAGCGUUCUACUGCCCCCCUCCGUACGUACUUGACCCACCCAACUGCUUUCACCAAGUGUUAGUGGAGGGUGAAGCAAAGAGCGUAAUCGAUAUAAGCAAGUCGCUGAUUGAAUCAGCAUCCAACCACUUCGUCAUCUUGAAGUUCGACAGAGAACUCGUAGGACCUGGCGAAACGCUGCGCCAGACCCAGCCGUUGGAGUGUCGCUGCGUCACCAUCAAGGGCAUCGUCCUGUCUACCAUCCACAUCGAGCAUUACUACGCCAAGUAA
Molecule: messenger RNA, 2703 nt
Organism: Babesia bigemina
Lineage: Eukaryota; Apicomplexa; Aconoidasida; Piroplasmida; Babesiidae
Exons: 2
Coding region: 1-2703 (900 amino acids)
Source: RefSeq, a predicted model, not a curated record